Molecule: messenger RNA, 1926 nt
Organism: Ceutorhynchus assimilis (cabbage seed weevil)
Lineage: Eukaryota; Metazoa; Arthropoda; Insecta; Coleoptera; Curculionidae
Source: the annotation of a GenBank genome assembly
AACUGAGUGUAUUUGUGUCCCUUUCUACCAACUUGUAUAAGAAAGAGAUAAAAAAGACUGGUUCUACUAUCAGAAUUUGUUAUAAGGACUAUAAGGUUGUCGUUAACUAACCAAUAUUUAUCAAACGAUUGAUCUAGUUGCACUUGGGCCGCUGGAUCUAUCAUUUGGUAGGUGUUUGUUAGCUAACAAUAACCGUAGAAUGUGUUGCACAAUAAUAAUAUCAUAUGAACAUCAACAAGUUCUAAGGUACUUGUUAACUAACAAAGACUUAACAAGCGAUUGAUAUAACCCCACUUAGUUUAAGGCCGGUAUUUAUAAUGCCCUGUAUAAAACCUGUUGACCGCACUGUCAAGAUUGGUCAAUUUAUCUUGCAGAUAGCAAGUUUAUCGGAAGAUGAAUAAACCCCAACUUACAAGCUUUCAAAUUGGGCCAGUUUUCUCUCGGCACCCGGAAAUCUUCAUAGUCCAAGUUGCCGUAGCUGAGCAAAAUUCUAAGGGGUUCCCCUAGACCCAUAAUGUCGAAGUAGGUUAAUUUAUAUGGCGGAGACAUGGUUUUUAAAUGAGCUAAAAUAAAGUAAUAAUUUGGUAUGUUUUAAGGGGGGCUAAAACUUACCGUUUAAUUAAUUAGAAAAUUAAUCAAAAAUUGAUUGACCCUUUCACUGUCACAAGUUGGUCUAAGGUUACAAGACAAGAUGUCGAAUAAAUUUUGAGGUUAGGUUUUUAAAAAAAAAAAUGGCGGAAAAAAAAAGGAAACUGUAAUUAGUUAAAGGUUAUUUUUGUUAUAUUAAUGGAAAAUUAUUAAAACCAAUUAUGAAAAAGGGGCUAUAAUGGAACUAUUUUGAAAAACUGAUAAUAUAGAAGCGUAAAUCAACCAGGUAGGUAUUUGAGGUUAAGUUUCAAUCAUGUUUUUUGUUUGUACAACAUUUCACAAAAAUUAGUUUAACAUGCAAUCGGUUAAGAAUUUAAUAACGAAAAUGGCUCUAAAACAGAAAAAUUCCCGUCCCUUUACCGUAAUCGUAGAAGGUAACAUUGGCUGUGGAAAAACCACUUUCCUCGAGUAUUUCGGCAAACACAAAAGUAUUUGCGUCUUAGCAGAGCCCGUUGAUAUUUGGAGAAACGCAGACGGACAUAAUUUGUUGGGUUUAAUGUAUGAAGACCCCAAAAAAUGGAGCUUCACUUUUCAGUCUUAUGUCCAAUUAACGAUGUUGCAGAACCACCUUAAACCCACAACUUGUCCUGUAAAAUUAAUCGAAAGGUCCGUUUACAGCGCGCGUUAUUGUUUCGUUGAAAAACUUACAAAUGAUGGCUUACUAGCCAAACCAUCCUCAGCAGUAAUUGACAAGUGGUUUCAAUGGAUUAUUGAACAAAACUUUGCCCAAGUAGACUUAAUUGUAUAUCUUAGAACCUCGCCGGAAAUUGUGUACCAAAGAAUUUUACAAAGGAAAAGGCCUGAAGAGAAAACUGUGUCUUUGAGCUAUUUAAGAGCCUUGCAUCAGAUUCAUGAGGAUUGGUUAUAUCAUAAGACUUUAUUUCAAUGUCCUGCUCCUACUUUGAUAUUAAAUGCUAAUUUGGAAAAGAGUGUAAUUGAGCAGGAGUAUGAGAAAUGUGAAUCUCAUAUUUUGAAUUUAAGGCAUUUAGAACAGGUAUUAUAAAUUGUAUUCCAAUUACCAAAUAAGGCAUUUAUAUAUUAAUAAAGAUAUACCAAAGCUGUAUUUAAUAAAAUUUACUUAAGUUUAAUUUUUUUACACUUUAUAAAAUAAUCAUUUAUCGAACCAAUAAUCUUUUGGACGUUUAGCGAUCCAGGCCUCAACUGAAGGAAUAGAAGUGACGUUGCUUUUUAUUUGAACUAAAUUUGGAUAUUUAAAAAUAAAAUCUGCUCCGUAGAGGUAGAUGAGGAAUUCUGUCAUGGCAGUGAAAAAGAAAUCUG